GCCGGCACCAUGCGCCCCGCGCCCACGCUGGCCCUGGUCGCGCUCUGCCUGCUAGCGCUGCCCGUCGCCGCCGCCGCCGCCGCCUACUUCGGCCUAACUGGGCGCGAGGUCCUGACGCCCUUCCCAGGCCUGGGCACAGCAGCAGCUCCGGCACAGGGUGGUGCCCACCUGAAGCAGUGUGACCUGCUGAAGCUAUCCCGUCGCCAGAAGCAGCUCUGCCGGAGGGAGCCUGGCCUGGCUGAAACCCUGAGGGAUGCUGCACACCUCGGCCUGCUGGAAUGCCAGUUCCAGUUCCGACAGGAGCGGUGGAACUGCAGCCUGGAGGGGAGGACUGGCCUGCUCAAGAGAGGCUUCAAGGAGACAGCUUUCCUGUACGCAGUGUCUGCGGCCGCCCUCACGCAUGCACUAGCCCGGGCUUGCAGUGCCGGUCGCAUGGAGCGCUGUACCUGUGACGACUCCCCUGGCCUGGAGAGUCGGCAGGCCUGGCAGUGGGGUGUGUGUGGUGACAACCUCAAGUACAGCACCAAGUUUCUGAGUAACUUCCUGGGGCCCAAGAGAGGAAGCAAAGACCUACGGGCUCGAGCUGAUGCCCACAACACCCAUGUAGGCAUCAAGGCCGUAAAGAGUGGCCUCAGGACUACCUGUAAGUGCCAUGGAGUGUCAGGCUCCUGUGCUGUGCGUACCUGCUGGAAGCAGCUCUCCCCAUUCCGAGAGACAGGCCAGGUGCUGAAGCUGCGCUAUGACACAGCUGUCAAGGUAUCUAGUGCCACCAAUGAGGCCUUAGAUCGCCUGGAGCUAUGGACACCUGCCAAGCCAGGUGGCCCGGCUAAGGGCCUGCCACCCCGGCCAGGGGACCUGGUCUACAUGGAGGAUUCUCCCAGCUUCUGCCGGCCCAGCAAGUACUCUCCUGGCACAGCUGGAAGGGUGUGCUCCCGUGAUGCCAGCUGCAGCAGCCUAUGCUGUGGGCGGGGCUAUGACACCCAGAGCCGCCUGGUGGCCUUCUCCUGCCACUGCCAGGUGCAGUGGUGCUGUUACGUGGAGUGCCAGCAGUGUGCACAGCAGGAGCUUGUGUAUACCUGUAAGCGCUAAGUUGCCACCAGGUGAGCCGUGGCACUGCCAGGACUCCUGCUGAACCCUGUGCAAGCACACGCUGAUGCUUGUGCCAUGCACAAGAGUGUACCAUUCAUCUCUUUUCCCUGGCCCCACAAACCUUCAGCCAGCCUUCUGCCUUCUUCAGCCCUCAGCAGAGAGCAGCAAAGCUCUGUCCCCAAGCCCCAUGAUCCCCAACCUGGACUCGGAACAGGAGGGUGAACUAAGAAGAGAGGAACUACACAUGAGUGUCGGGGGAGGACAGGAGGGAGGCUGGCAGGAGGAGAGAAGAGUCAUCCCAUCUCAAGGCCACAAACUGCUGGGAGGAUGUAGAGGAGGGAGGCAGAGACAGCUGGAGCACAGGCGGGCAUCCAGCUGAGCAUGGCUCCACUCUGAAGGAGCUCUGGAUGCCACAUGCUUGCUCUGCUCCAGUGGCUUUGCUGUGCUGGAGACUGUUCAGACAGUUUGCUGAGAGCAAGGAAACCUUUCUAGGCUUGGGUGGACCAAGUCACAAAGCCCAUUUCUGGAAGCCCAAUGUCCUGGAACUCAGGACUGUCUCCUUAUCUCCUUGUCUUGAUAGCUGAGUCCCCCACAGUCAUCCAACCCUGCACUAUGAGACUCCCCCCGGCCCCGCUCCCACUAACACACGUAAGAAAGGUGCAGGACUCAGUUUGCACCAUGGGACUCAGAUGCUGCGGCUUUGGUUGAAUGUAGAGACAGUGAUCUCUUCCCUUUUCCCUGAUGGCCAAAGGCUGUUAAUUACAGCCCAGAGGAGGGUGGUAGUGUCCUGGUGCUCAGGAGGGACAUGGCCGGCUUGGUGUCCCAGCCCACCCUGGAGUGUGUUCUACCAGCUCCCUGUGACCAGGGUCCACCAGGGCUAUGAGCCCCCCAACACCUGCUGAUUAUAUCUCCGCUCUCAAGGAUGCUUAUCAAAUGCAGGCUUUUCGUCCUGGUUGAGUCUUCACUAUACCUGCUUCCUCAGUGGCCCCCUUCAUUUAUUAAUGGCUCCUUAUUUGGACUCCUACCAGAUGAAUAGAAGUGACUGCUAAUUUCCUUGGACCCUGUGGCUCUUUCCAGUGCCCCCUACCAAGGCCCCCUGUGUAAAGAGAGAAACCAGUGCACACAUACAGGCUCGCACAGAUGCACACAUGCAGUCCAGCCAGGCACAGGCUUCCCACGGAGGACUGCACAUCUCUCCAGCCCAGGACAAAGACCUCACCCAGGUCACUCUACUGGAGGCCAUGUGCUUCUCCAGAGCAGAGCCUGAGGCCAGCCAGGAGGAAGUGACCUCCUUCGGGAAGCUCUUGGCUGCUUGGCUAGUUGGGCCACACCCUCCUGUAAGCUUCCUUCCAUCCUGAACCCGGGGUUGCUGCCCCUCCAAUGGAACAGGAAACUUCAAAAUCAAUGGGUGCUCAGUAACCUCGAUGAUGCCAACUCCAGGAAGGAGGCUUUGUUGCCAAGACCUCCAUAGGCAAGGAGGGGCUACCCUAUCUUCAGUGGCUCAGGGCAGCCUGAGGAUACUGGAAGGAUCUUUGAUGGCAGAGGCUCCAAGGAAGAGCCACAAUGGCCUGAGACCCUUCCCUGGAAUGACUUUGUUAACCCAAACAGGCUACCCACAGGUUGGUAGGAGAAAAAAUGG
Messenger RNA from Nannospalax galili (Upper Galilee mountains blind mole rat), 2728 nucleotides. It is a transcript of the gene Wnt9b, whose product is annotated as Wnt family member 9B. Gene Ontology annotation, biological process: cell fate commitment; neuron differentiation; canonical Wnt signaling pathway. The coding region runs from base 10 to 1089 and encodes 359 amino acids. The transcript has 4 exons. Gene Ontology annotation, cellular component: extracellular region. Gene Ontology annotation, molecular function: frizzled binding; cytokine activity. The record is from RefSeq and is a predicted model, not a curated record. NCBI's taxonomy places the organism in Eukaryota, Metazoa, Chordata, Mammalia, Rodentia, Spalacidae.